AUGGCUUUCCAAUCGAAGAAGCGCCUCGCGCUCGCGAUCCUUGACUUCCUCCAGACCUCGCAGACCGACGGGUCAGUAGCACCCGACGACGCUGAGCAGCUCGAAGUCGCCGCCAACUGCAUCGCCGAAGCCUUCAAGGUAGAUCCCGCCGACGAGGCCGCAAAGAAGGACGCCAUUGGCGACCAGAACCUGCUCGCAAUCUACAACGUCUAUGAGAAGCUCAAGGGAAAGACGACUGCCACAACCGAGGGAGCAUCGUCGGCCAAAGAGGCCCGACCAGCAACGCCGCAGACACCUGCCGCCGGUUCAGGACCAGGCGGGCCCAACAAGGAUGAAGCAGAGAGGCUCAAGGGUCUGGGCAACGAGGCGAUGAAGAAGAAGGACUAUGACGCUGCCGUCAAGCACUACACUGCUGCCCUCGAGGUCGUUCCGCUCAACCCCAUCUACCUAUCGAACCGCGCCGCCGCAUACUCAGGUCAGGGCAAGCACGAGCUAGCAAAGGAGGAUGCUGAGAUGGCAGUUGCUGCUGACCCCAACUAUUCCAAGGCCUGGUCGCGUCUAGGUCUUGCAAAGUACGUUCUUGGCGAUGCAAAGGGCGCCAUGGAGGCAUACAAGUCUGGCAUGGACGCAGAGGGUGGCGGCUCAGAAGUCAUGCGCAAGGGUUACGAAACAGCCAAGAAGAAGGUCGAAGAGGAGGGCGGAGAUGUCGGCGCGCCUGAAGCUUCUCGAGGCGCCCCUGGCGGUAUGGGUGGUGGUAUGCCUGAUCUCUCAGCACUCGCUGGCAUGCUCGGUGGAGGCGGCGGCGGUGGUGGUGGCGGAGGAAUGCCUGAUCUCGCUGGUCUGAUGCAGAACCCCAUGAUGAGGCAAAUGGCACAGAACCUCAUGAGCAACCCAGAUAUGAUGAGCAACCUCAUGAACAACCCCAGGAUAGCGGAGAUGGCUCAACAGUUUGGUGGAGGAGGUCGAGGCGGAGGAGGAGGCGGCGGCGGUGGCGGUAUGCCCAACAUGCAGGAUCUCAUGAACGACCCCAACCUGGCCGAGAUGGCCCGUAACUUCAUGGGAGGCGGAGGCGCUGGAGCUGGCCGUGGAGCUGGUCAAUAA
Alternaria arborescens is the source of this 1101-nucleotide messenger RNA. RefSeq lists its product as hypothetical. Gene Ontology annotation, molecular function: protein binding; molecular adaptor activity. Gene Ontology annotation, cellular component: membrane; TRC complex. The transcript has 3 exons. The coding region runs from base 1 to 1101 and encodes 366 amino acids. Gene Ontology annotation, biological process: post-translational protein targeting to endoplasmic reticulum membrane. The record is from RefSeq and is a predicted model, not a curated record. NCBI's taxonomy places the organism in Eukaryota, Fungi, Ascomycota, Dothideomycetes, Pleosporales, Pleosporaceae.